Molecule: messenger RNA, 1488 nt
Organism: Aspergillus nidulans FGSC A4
Lineage: Eukaryota; Fungi; Ascomycota; Eurotiomycetes; Eurotiales; Aspergillaceae
Product: putative choline transporter Hnm1
Exons: 4
Coding region: 1-1488 (495 amino acids)
Biological process (GO): transmembrane transport
Cellular component (GO): membrane
Molecular function (GO): transmembrane transporter activity
Source: RefSeq, a predicted model, not a curated record
AUGAAGACGACCAAAGAGAUCAGUGUCUCGCUCGCGCAGGAUGCGUCCGACAUGGAUGCCGACGAGAGAGAGAGAAAUGCUGACCGACCAGGCCACAAGCAAGAACUGGAGCGCCACUUCAGCAUCGUCUCGCUGAUCGGCCUCGCUUCCACGACGACCAUCUCAUGGACAGGACUCGGAUUAAGUAUCGUGACCGAGAUAAAUGCGGGGGGGCCAAGCGCGAUAAUCUAUGGGUUUAUCUUGGUGACGAUCAUGCAGUCGUUCCUCGGUGCAUCUCUGGCCGAGUUCGUCUCCAGCUACCCAACCGAGGGAGGCAUGUACCACUGGAUCGCAGCCAUUGCGCCCAGAAGGUUGAGCGCAUUCUUGAGCUUCGUUACCGGCUGGUUGACAGUGGCUGGCUUGCAGGCACUAUAUUCGCUCUACCACGCGGACGUGGCGAUUCAGACAUGGCAGACGUUUAUCAUCUACCAGAUCCUCAACAUCCUCACAGCCUCUGUUGUCCUGUUUGGGAACCGAAUCAUCCCGUCCCUCAACAAAUUUUCUCUCUUCUAUCUCCAGAUCGGCUGGUUUGUCGUCCUCGUCACAGUGGUCGCGUGCGCUCCGACGCACCAGAGCAAAGAAUUUGUCUUCCGGACCUGGAUCAAUAAUACCGGCUGGGAUAACAAUGCCAUUUGCUUCAUCACUGGCCUCGUUAAUCCACUAUACAGUCUGGGUGGCCUGGAUGGGAUCACGCAUAUAACGGAAGAAAUGACCAAUCCCUCGCGCAACGCGCCGUUGGCAAUUGGGAUAACUCUGACUAUCGCAUUUAUCACCGGCCUCAGUUAUCUCAUUGCCCUCAUGUUCAGCGUCCAGGAUUUCGCCGCGUUGUCGGAUACCAAAACCGGCCUGCCUCUGACCGAACUGUUUCGCCAGGUGACCGAGUCCGUCGGUGGUGCCUUUGGGCUGACCUUCAUCCUCUUCAUUGCGUUGGGCCCUUGCGUGAUCUCGUCCCAACUGUCCUCGUCCCGUGUUCUGUGGGCCUUCGCUCGUGACAGCGCGAUGCCGUUCUCCAAUACAUGGGCCCGGGUCAGCAAGAGAUUCGGCAUUCCGUUCAACGCGCAGCUCUUGGUCGCCGCUGCCAUUGCAGCCCUUGGCUGUCUCUACCUGGGCAGUAGCACCGCGUUCAACAGUAUGUUGGGUGCUGCAGUCACCAUCAACAAUGUUGCGUACCUGAUUCCAAUCUCCACUAACAUGCUGACUAGCCGCGCCAACAUGCAUCGAGGAUCAUUCCACAUGGGCAAAUGGGGCUGGCUCGUCAACAGUGUCACAGUCGGAUGGCUUCUGUUUGCCAUCAUCUUCUUCAGCUUUCCAUACAACAUGCCAGUCACGGUGGAGAAUAUGAACUACACCUGUGUUGUGGUGGGUGGGAUACCUAUUCUCAUUUUGGUCUGGUGGUUCAUAGGCAACAAACAGUACAAGGACAAGAUCGCGCGUGCCAAGGAGGAGUAA